This is a messenger RNA of Rhipicephalus microplus (southern cattle tick), 734 nucleotides long. RefSeq lists its product as uncharacterized. The record is from RefSeq and is a predicted model, not a curated record. NCBI's taxonomy places the organism in Eukaryota, Metazoa, Arthropoda, Arachnida, Ixodida, Ixodidae.
UGUCGCAAAAAAUAAUAACAACAAAUAGCCGUGUGUAGUAGUUUCGUUGUGUAUCGUGCUUUCCGUGAGCCCAAGCAGCGGUAUUUUGUGAAAGAACAGCUCGAACAGGGCGGACAGCGGCUGCCUAAAAACCGCGACUCGUGAGCAAUCGCCAUCCAGGUUUUCCAUUCCAACUUCUGCUACAGAACGAUUGUUAAACCACGCGGCGUCACCAUGGAAGACGGCGAAGGAUCGGCGGCGGCCAAAUCCCCGCAAAUCACCGACAGUUCCUUUCGAAAGUCGUUGUACGCGCUGGAACAGUGGCCCAGCGCAAUCGAGUCGCUCCGCAAUCAGAACCAGUCGCCGGAAUUCGCCAACAUGAUCGGCAAUCUGAUAGACCGGACUCUCUCGGAACUCGAAGUGGUUUCCUCUCUCGUGGACAAGCAGUCUAAGAAGCAGGAACUUCAAGGCGGCGACAAGGGUACCGAGACAGCGCCGAACCCUGGGCCGAGUGCCGAGAAAGGAGAGGAAGCCGGUCAUGAAAGCAGCGCACCUGCCGAGAACCCGAAAAGGCCGUGUACCGAAGAGGCCGCCCCACAGCAGGAGGAGGUUCCCAAACCACCGGUUGUGAAGAAAGCGCGCAUGAAGUACACUCCCUUGAGAAAGCCCAGUGUCUAAAGUGAACUGCCGUGUUGUUGCACCGAUUUCCGGCUUUGUUUUAUUUGUUCACGACCCAACGUGCAGUUAUUCCUCUC